Molecule: messenger RNA, 387 nt
Organism: Microplitis demolitor
Lineage: Eukaryota; Metazoa; Arthropoda; Insecta; Hymenoptera; Braconidae
Exons: 1
Coding region: 1-387 (128 amino acids)
Source: RefSeq, a predicted model, not a curated record
AUGAAGCCAAAAGAUGUCACUGCUGCGAAUGCCAAAGAGUUAGUCACAAACGUGUAUCGCCCUCUGAACGUGAUGAAAUUAACUAAGAAGAAAAAGUUGAAGGUUGGUGAUAAAGUUUGCAUCACCAAAUACAAACAUGUGUUCGAGAAGGGAUACACUCCCAAUUGGACCACUGAAAUUUUUACAAUUAAGGAGGUUAAGAAUACCAAUCCAACGACGUACAAACUUAUCGAUUACCAGGAUCAACCAAUUGAAGGUGGCUUUUACGAAGAAGAACUCAGUAAAGUUAAAUAUCCAGAUGUUUAUCUUGUUGAAAAAAUCAUUCGUACACGUGGCAAGAAGCUAUAUGUUAAAUGGUUAGGAUUCGAUAGUACACACAAUAGUUAG